GCGAGCAGCACAGCAUAGCACAUCAGAAUCAGAAUCAGAAUCAGCAUCAGCAGAUAUAUACCUCAGCGCAGUUGGCUGACAAGUCCAAGGUGCAAGAGUAUGACGAAUACUCGAAUGGCUUGGUAAGAGGACUGUCCACGACUGCCGCCGUACAGGAAUCUGGUAGCAGUUUUCUGCCUCACUCACAGGGGAAUGUGGAAUGGAUAUCAGCCAUGAAUGAUGCUCAAAAUAAUGCAG
Messenger RNA from Drosophila navojoa, 237 nucleotides. It is a transcript of the gene sv, whose product is annotated as paired box protein shaven. Lineage: Eukaryota; Metazoa; Arthropoda; Insecta; Diptera; Drosophilidae. Gene Ontology annotation, molecular function: RNA polymerase II cis-regulatory region sequence-specific DNA binding; DNA-binding transcription factor activity, RNA polymerase II-specific. The record is from RefSeq and is a predicted model, not a curated record. Gene Ontology annotation, biological process: anatomical structure development; regulation of transcription by RNA polymerase II.